Morone saxatilis (striped sea-bass) is the source of this 1263-nucleotide messenger RNA. Its product is annotated as gap junction delta-4 protein. Bases 1 to 1263 code for a protein of 420 amino acids. The record is from RefSeq and is a predicted model, not a curated record. The transcript is spliced from 2 exons. Gene Ontology annotation, biological process: cell communication. Lineage: Eukaryota; Metazoa; Chordata; Actinopteri; Moronidae. Gene Ontology annotation, cellular component: connexin complex.
AUGGUGGGAGCAAGUGCCUCUGAAGUCAUCUUUAUCUCUGUCAGUCACAGCAUCACUUUGAUGGGGAAGGUGUGGCUCAUUGUGAUGAUCUUCCUCCGUAUCCUGAUCCUCCUCUUUGCUGGUUAUCCCCUCUACGAGGAUGAGCAGGAGAGAUUUGUGUGUAACACCAUUCAGCCCGGCUGUGCCAAUGUGUGCUAUGAUGUGUUUUCUCCCCUCUCUCUUUUUCGGUUCUGGCUGGUGCAGCUGAUCACCUUGUGUCUCCCCUACAUCAUCUUUAUUAUCUACGUGGUUCAUAAGGUCUCAAAUGGCCUCACUGUGGACCUAAACUCCUCGGGUCAUGUCAAAGCAUUGCCGCUUUUCAAGAUCCACCAGAAGCCAUUUAACAAGACAUCUGUAAACAAGAUGACUCUGGUGGCUGAGCGAGGAUUGGCCCAGUGCUUCACAGGAGCCUACAUCUUCCAUCUGAUGUUCAGAACAUUGCUGGAGGCAGGGUUUGGGGCAGCUCACUACUAUCUUUUUGGUUUCUACAUCCCCAGGAGGUUCCUGUGCCAGCAUCCACCGUGCACUACCCAGGUGGACUGCUACAUCUCCAGGCCCACUGAGAAGACCGUGAUGCUCAACUUCAUGCUCACUGUGGCUGCUCUGUCCCUUUUCCUAAAUGUGUUGGAUUUCUUUUGCGCCAUCAAGCGCUCUGUGAUGCAGAAGAGCAAGAGGAAGAUGAUGGUGGAGAAGAUUUACGAAGAAGAGCAGUGUUUCCUUUCAGCCGGAGGAGCCUCCAGAGCAACAGACCUAAUCGCUCAGCAGGAUUUAGAAGUAGAGGCUGGUCAGACAGGGAGUUUUCGGAAGAGGCGAGGCAGCAAGGGCUCUUGCGGAGGUGGAGUUCUUGCUUUAGGUCCAGAUCCUUCUCUUCCAUGCUCUCCAGGACCUCCAGGGUGCAACACAAACGGGAACAACGGCUACUAUGUUUCCCAAGAGGAGGCUUCGGAGAGGAAUGGCAGUGAUGUGGCUCUCUGCCCCCCAGAGCCGAUAGGGACACCGAGAUCCAUUCGUGUUAGCAAACGCAGUCGACUCAAACCACCACCUCCGCCCAGACGAAACCUUGGGUCAUCCCCUGGGGGGUCAGCUGGGCCCAUUGGGGAUGUUUCCACAGCAACAGCAAUCUGUACCAGAAGGCUGAGUCAGUACACGCUGGUUGAGCUGGGUAGCAAUGCAGAGCUACAGACCACUGAUGAUGGGCAAGAGAAAAGAGCAGAGUGGGUGUGA